Frankliniella occidentalis (western flower thrips) is the source of this 2374-nucleotide messenger RNA. RefSeq names its product nephrin (gene side-VII). Gene Ontology annotation, molecular function: protein binding. The record is from RefSeq and is a predicted model, not a curated record. The coding region runs from base 300 to 2246 and encodes 648 amino acids. NCBI's taxonomy places the organism in Eukaryota, Metazoa, Arthropoda, Insecta, Thysanoptera, Thripidae. The transcript has 8 exons.
UCGGGUCCUGUUGCCCUUGUUUUGCUCACUCGUUCUGAAGGCGUUGCUAAGAGAACUUGGCAGGCCAUCAAUUUAUGUCGUUAUAGUCUGUGAUGAGCAAACUGAUGCGCUGAUUUUGUAUUUGUCGGCUUUUGCAUUUGUUGUACGUGUUUUGAGUCUUUAACUUGUUCUAAAUAAGUGGUGUUGUAUCAUGUUGACAGACCUCAACGGACGGCAACACGACCACGUCCACGCUAUCGUACCACCCGUCGAAGAGUGACGCGGGCAAAACGCUGACAUGCAAAGCGUCCAACACGGCCAUGGAAGGCGCUGUCUUGGAGGAGAGCAGAGAGCUGCACAUUCAAUACGUACCUGAAACCAAGCUGGUGCUGGGGAAGUCCCUCAACCCGGACAACAUUCGCGAAAGCAGCGACGUUUACUACGACUGCUUAGUGGACGCAAACCCUCCUAUCUACAAGGUGGAGUGGCGGCACAAUGGCCGGCAGCUCAACCACAACAUAUCGGGCGGCGUCAUCAUCGCCAACCAGAGCCUGGUGCUGCAGGGCGUGUCGCGCGCGUCGGCCGGCAACUACACGUGCGUGGGCUUCAACCAGGAGGGCGAGGGCGUCAGCAACUCGUUCUACCUCAACGUCAUGUUCGCGCCCACCUGCGAGCCCAACCAGACGCGGGUGCACGGCGUGGCCAAGCAGGAGAAGGCCAACAUCUCGUGCGCCGUGGACGCCAACCCGGGCGACGUGGAGUUCCGGUGGACGUUCAACAACUCGGCCGAGAGCGUGGAGGUGGAGACGUCGCACAUCACGCGGCACGGCACCGUCUCCACCGUCAGCUACACGCCCAUGACGGAGCUCGACUACGGCACGCUGCUGUGCUACGCCAAGAACCGCAUCGGCAGCCAGCGGGUGCCCUGCGUCUACCACAUCAUCGCCGCAGGUCGUCCGGACAGCGUCCUCAACUGCUCGGUGGCCAACACGUCCAUGACGUCCUUCUCGGUGCGCUGCUUCGAGGGCUUCAACGGCGGGCUGCCGCAGUCGUUCCUGCUCGAGGUGCGCGACCCGGUCAGCCAGGCUCUGCGCGCCAACGUUACGUCGGGCUGGCCCGCCUUCCAGGUGGACCGGCUCGAGGCGGGCGCCUCGUACCAGGCCUGCGUCUACUCCGUCAACAGCAAGGGCCGGUCCGACCCCGUCAUCCUGCAGGCCUCCACCAUCCGGCCCGCCGAGAAGCAGCUGCACCCCGACAAAGGCGAGCCCCGGUCGGCGUUCCGGCUCACGCCGCUGACGAGCACGCUGGUGGGCGGCGUGCUGGCGCUGUUCGUCAUCGCGGCCGUGGUGUGCGUGUCGGUGCGCGCGCGCUGCUGCACGGGCGCCGACAAGCGGCGGCCGCGCGCCAAGGAGGCCCCCGAGCAGGACGACAAGGGCUCGCUGCCCGGCGCCGGCUCGCCGCACUCGGCCAAGCUGGGCGACUCGAGCGGCGGCGACGGCACCACCGACUCGGACGAGAAGAACCCCGACAUCAUCCCGCAGGCGGGCGCCACGACCGCAGACUCGGCCGACCACUCGGACCUGGUGCGCCGCCGCCAGCACGUGUCCACCAUCGAGACGAGCGGCGUCACGUCGCCGUCGCGGACGCUGCUGCAGGGCGUGCAGCAGGGCUACCCGGGCUACUGCACGCUGCGCAACGGCAUGCCGCCCGCCAUGCAGGGCGCCAUGCAGGGCGCCAUGCCGCUCCAGGACCUGGGCGGCCACCCCAAGCCCAAGAUGAAGCCGGUGGACAUGUCGGCGUACUCGGCGGGGGGAGGCUGCCCGACGCUGCCGCGCGGUGGCCACUGGUCGUCGUACGGCGUCCGCAUGAUGCAGGGCUACCCGGCGCCCGGCAGCGUGCCCGGCGGCGGCGGCGGUGGCCCCGGACACGCGGGCACCCUGCUACUCAGGCACCCGCACCACCAGCAGGGCUCCUACAUGGGCCACCCGGGCCACGGGCUCGGCCCCGGCGGCCUCGGCCACGGUCCCGGGCACACGCAGACGCUGCCCAGGCACCACGGCGGCCUCCACCACCCGUCCAGCAUGGCGGGGCUCGGCGGGAUGCAGGGCCUGCACCACAACAUGCAGCUGCAGGCCAUGGCCGGAAACAGCGUGGGCGCGCCGCACGGCCUCCAGCAGCCGCAGCAGCACGCGGCGCCCUCCUCGGACGAGGACCAGCCGGGCGUCGACACGCCCCUCAUGGUGUCCAAGCGGGAGAGCACCGUCUGACAAAUGACCUCCCUGUAAGCCCCUGCGCCAGCGACCCGCUAGCGCCCGGCACAGGGAGGAUCUCGUCAGGCCGACAAGGACCUUGUACAUUGCCUUGUGACUUCCACAUGUGUUGUACAUAACUCUUU